Symbiodinium natans is the source of this 1227-nucleotide messenger RNA. NCBI's taxonomy places the organism in Eukaryota, Dinophyceae, Suessiales, Symbiodiniaceae. The record is from the annotation of a GenBank genome assembly.
AUGGCUCUCAACCUGGCGGCGAAGUUCUUCCGCCGGCGGGAGUAUCAGCGGAAGAAGGAGGCGGCGGGCAUCAUGCCUUGCAUGCACGUCGCCGUCGUGACCUCGAAUAGCAGCGCGAGCAGCGGGAGUGGUUCGGGUGCCGGCUUCGAGCAUCACGCGAUCUGGGAUUCUGUGGGUGAGGUGUACAUACAUGUCAGCUCUGUCGGCAGUUCGGAUGGGGAGAUGAGGGUGUGUCGGACCAUGAAGAGCAGGUUCUGGGAAGCGUUUCCUGCUGAACCUCGGGUCGUCAAAAUGCCGGAGACGAUCCAGGAGGGCCACGAGAUAUUGGAAAGGGCUCGGAACUUCGUGGACGGGGAGAACAAUGGCGCCUGGGACUACUGCGUGGCUUCCAACAACUGCGAGCACUUUGUGAAUAAGUGCUGGUGCCAACAACCGCACAGUCUUCAGGUACAAGCUGCCGCGGCAGGGCUGGGUGCCAGUGCUUUGGGUGGUGUGGGUGCAGGCGUCGGCGCUGGCAUUGCGGCAGGCACAGCCCAGGUCGUGACAACAGUUCCGUACUAUGCACUGGGGUUCAUACCGUGGGGAACCACCACGGCAACUGCUUCACUGCCAGCGGCAGCUGUGGCGGGCAUUGUUGCUGGCGGCGUCGUAGGCGGAUUGCUGGUUUCAGGUCUUUCUUUCUAUGGCAUUAGCAGGUGGGUCACAUAUGACCGGGCAUGGACAAGUGAGAUGCUCACGAUCACCAUCUACAACACGUCAGAGCACCCUUGCACCGCAUGGAUCCGCAUCUUUGAUGGGUAUUUCCCAACCCUGUGGGACUUCCACUCAGAGUGGCGCUCUCUCUGGGGAGUUGGCCGGAAGUCAUGCAAGGUGAGCCCCGGGAUGUGUGAAGAGCUGAACCCAUCUACUUCAGAUGACGGAUGGGACAUGCUUUAUGUGCUCACGGUUGUAUGUGAACAUGGGCCAAGUCCCAUCACCAAGGAGUCAUGUGUUCAGCGCGGCGACGUCGUUACAUAUGAUGGCCAGACGCUGACAAAGGUGCAAGCACCCCCUGACAACGAAGACGAUGAAUGUAUCAUUUGUUGCGAGGCCCCCUCCAAUGUCUUCCUGCAGCCCUGUGGGCAUUUUCAGUUUUGCAGUCAGUGUAUCCAGAGGCAUCAUGACAGAACCUGCCCCUAUUGCAUGGAACCCUUCGACACGUACGAUGUCGCGACGAGGCUUCGUUGA